Molecule: messenger RNA, 786 nt
Organism: Arachis stenosperma
Lineage: Eukaryota; Viridiplantae; Streptophyta; Magnoliopsida; Fabales; Fabaceae
Exons: 1
Coding region: 2-727 (241 amino acids)
Source: RefSeq, a predicted model, not a curated record
GAUGCCAAGCUAUGGGAAUUGGGAAGAUAAGAUACGGAGGAUAUCUAAAGUCUCAGCAGAUGUGCUUUGUACACAAGAGAAGAAGAGGAACGAGUAUUGGUUUUGCACUAAUUUUGGUGUGAGCUAUCAUAAGUUACUCAAGAAGAUGUUGAAGAAUCUGAGCCUGAGAUCAGAACUUGACAUUGCAAGGCCUUCCAAUCCUUGUUUCUCAGAGCGUCAUCAUUUAUUAUUUGUGAAAGGCAUCAAGCCAAACAUAGUAGCAUCGUCCUCUGGUACAGAUUUAAAACUCAAACAGCACAGAGCUUCAAGACUAGCAGUGAGUCUGAGACAGAAAACUCCAAUUACCCUUGACCGCACAAGCGUGGACGUGGUUCCAAUUCCAAAUGGCCGUUAUUCCACUUGCAAGCUUGUGAUCAUGGGAGCUGCCCUUUCUGUGGGAAUAUUGGUGGUUAUGAGUGGGCUGGAUGGUCAGAGGGCGUGGGCUUUGGGCCCAGAAGGCCCACUUGUGGAGGAGUUCUGGGACAAUGUGAGGAGAUACGCGCUGUACGCGCUGACUGUGAGCACGGGUGCCAUAUACACCAUCGUGCAGCCCAUCCUGGAGCUCCUCAAGAACCCUAUCUCUGCCAUCCUCGUCAUCGCCAUCUUCGCUGCCUCCAUCUUCAUUGUUUCUCAAGUUCUUACUGCCAUGGUUGGUGUUUCCGACUUUACUUACAACUAUGCCUACUAAUAAUUUUAUGUAUAUUGUAUUCCAAACUCCAAUAUGAAUACUUUUCCUUUCGAUUCUCA